This is a messenger RNA of Ipomoea triloba (trilobed morning glory), 1737 nucleotides long. RefSeq lists its product as uncharacterized. Bases 149 to 1465 code for a protein of 438 amino acids. Gene Ontology annotation, molecular function: metalloendopeptidase activity. The transcript is spliced from 3 exons. NCBI's taxonomy places the organism in Eukaryota, Viridiplantae, Streptophyta, Magnoliopsida, Solanales, Convolvulaceae. The record is from RefSeq and is a predicted model, not a curated record. Gene Ontology annotation, cellular component: membrane.
AAAAUAGUCGGGUUGAAUCUAACCCGCCCAAAUGGUCUACGCUCAGUUUUUCUUUCCAACAGAAAAGUUCUAGAUUUUCCUCAAGAAAUCCAGUUCUCAAUGAUUUUCAUCUACAGUUGAAGCCAAUUAUCUCUUUCUGUACAGUACCAUGGGAUGGCAUAGAAGAUCAACAUUCGCACUCGAUGCAUUCAGGAGCUUAGCGUCAAAGAUUUCAUCCAAAAAUCGAGUCUUCGAAUCCAUUUCAGGCACCAAACACUACACUUCUUUCGAAUCUGGCUUCUCUCGUUUUUCCUCCCCUGUUUUCAGGAGCUCAAAAUUUCAAUUAGGGUUUCAGCAGAAUCAGCAUACAAGCAGUCCUUUUCUUGCUCAGGCGAGGAGAUAUUACUAUGUGGAUCGGUACCAAGUCCGCCACUUUCGUCCCCGAGGGCCGCAUCGCUGGUUUCAGAACCCAAGGAUUGUGUUCAUCGUUGUUGUGGUGGGUUCAGGGCUCGCCAUCACGAUUUACGCGGGGAAUGUAGAGACUAUACCUUAUACAAAGCGCACUCAUGUCGUGCUCUUGUCCAGAAGCCUCGAGAGGGAGCUUGGAGAGAAUCAAUUUAAGCAGAUGAAAGCGAGUUUCAAGGGGAAAAUCCUCCCCGCGAUUCACCCGGAGAGUGUGAGAGUACGGUUGAUAGCUAGCGACAUAAUUGGGGCUCUGCAGAGAGGAUUGAGGAAGGAGCAGGUGUGGAGUGAUCUUCAGUACACAUCUGAGGGUGUGGAGAAUAAUCAUGGCAUUAGUGGGCACGAGACGUUGUCUGCUUUGACUGAUAGUGUCCAUGAGGGGAAUUGGCAUAGGGAGGAUGAAGUUCUUGAUGAUAGGUGGAUUGAGCACAGUAGGAAGGAGGGGCAGCAGAAAGGCAAAGAAUCCUCCACUGACCAUUUGGAGGGACUAAAUUGGGAGGUUUUAGUGGUUAAUGAGCCUGUUGUUAAUGCUUUUUGCUUGCCUGGUGGGAAGAUUGUUGUGUUCACUGGUUUGCUUGAUCAUUUCAAGUCAGAUAUUGAGAUUGCAACCAUACUUGGCCAUGAGGUUGCGCAUGCUGUGGCUAGGCAUGCUGCAGAAGGAAUGACCAAACACUUGUGGUUUGCCAUUAUACAACUGAUUCUUUAUCAGUUGGUCAUGCCUGAUAUUGUUAACACUAUGUCAGCGCUUCUCCUAAGGCUUCCUUUCUCAAGAAGGAUGGAGAUGGAAGCAGACUACAUCGGGCUUCUGUUGAUGGCUUCUGCUGGAUAUGAUCCUCGACUAGCCCCCACAGUGUACGAGAAGCUGGGAAGAAUCUCGGGGGAGUCUGCUUUGAGAGAUUACCUCUCGACUCACCCUUCCGGGAAGAAGAGAGCUAAGUUGUUGGCUCAGGCCGGAGUCAUGGAUGAAGCCCUCAUGAUUUACCGCGAAGUUCAGUCUGGAAAAGGUAUAGAGGGAUUCCUUUAGAGGGAUGAAGAUGCACCCACCAAAGGAACUAACUAUCACCUGCACUCAAAGGCCAAAGAUGGCUGCUUUGUAAAAGCUUCUUCUUCAAUUGCUUGAAAAUAGCCAAUAGAAUACAACAAUAAUCACACUACUUCAACAUCCUACUUCAGUUUUCAAGCCACUUAGUGGGGGGUUUUUGUCUUUGUAUCUCUAUUGAUGUUUGUGUAGCUGCUGGAUUUUCAUUGCUCUCCAAAAUGUGUUCCUUUGAUUUACGAGAAAGUCUGCUUUUACUA